Messenger RNA from Syngnathoides biaculeatus (alligator pipefish), 4685 nucleotides. RefSeq names its product kelch repeat and BTB (POZ) domain containing 7 (gene kbtbd7). Gene Ontology annotation, molecular function: protein binding. Lineage: Eukaryota; Metazoa; Chordata; Actinopteri; Syngnathiformes; Syngnathidae. The coding region runs from base 369 to 2249 and encodes 626 amino acids. The record is from RefSeq and is a predicted model, not a curated record. The transcript has a single exon.
UAUAUAUAUUAUCUCUUAUUUUGACACGUUGCCGUGUGGUGCCCCUUGGGUCCCCGGCGGUGUGCUUGUUUUCCCAAAGCAUUAGCAUACACGGAAUUAAACGACCACAACCAACACCGUUUAGGUGGAUUUAAAGCGCACCUUGCGGUCGUUUGAUGGCUCAGACCCACCUCGAGGUACACGAGAGUCCAGCAAGAGCGUUUCGAGGCUGGUAAUAUAUUUUAAAAGCAUAUAUUCGACGUUUUCACGUGAGCGGAUGUGUCCUUGUCGCCUAGCCGCGGAGGUGGCGCGCCAGGCGGCGUCUUAUAAGAAAGCUUCCGCGACGUGAGAUUACAAAAACUAGACCCGGAAAAAAAAAAAAAAAAAAAAUGGCUUCGGUGCUGGGUUGCUUCAAUGGGCCCGAAGUGUUGGAGGACGUCAGUCACGCUCGGUCCUUGAUGGGGGAGUUGAAGGCGUUGUACGACAGCCGCCUUCUCUCGGACGUCACCAUCGAGGUGGACCCCGACGGAGAGCCCCUGGAGCCCGGCGGAGGCGGUGCGAGGAGGACCGGGGGACCCUCGGGGGACGACCCCAUCCGGCUUUUCCACUGCAGCCGCAACGUCCUCGCCGCUGCCAGCCCUUAUUUCAAGAGCAUGUUCACCGGCGGCUUGACCGAGAGCGUCCAGGAGAGGGUGGCCAUCCGCGGGGUGGACGCCGAGUCCAUGUCGGUCAUCGUGGACUACUGCUACACGGGUCAGGUGACCAUCACGGAGGGCAACGUGCAGAGGCUGUACGCGGCCGCCAACAUGCUCCAGCUGGAGUACAUCAGGAAGGCUUGCUCCGGCUUCAUGACCCGCAGGCUAGACCUCGCCAACUGCGUGGGGGUUCUGAAGUUCGCGGACACCUACGACAACCCCGAGCUGAAAGAGAGCGCUCGGGCCUUCAUCGCCAAGAACUUUGGCCAGCUGUGCAUCGCCGGGGAGCUGUGCGACCUGGAACUGCACCAGUUGGAGGAACUGCUCUCCCUGGACACGCUGGACGUGGCCUGCGAGCGCGAGGUGUGCUCGGCCGCCCUGCGCUGGAUCGAGGCCAACGCGCCUCCCACGAAGGAGGACGCCCUGCGAGCGCUGAGGUGCGUGCGCUGGAACUUGUUCACCGAGAGGGACAAGCGCUACCUCGAAGGGCUGGCGGCGCGGCCGCUCAUCGAGAAGUACCUGGAGUCCUUCUUCAACAGGCCUUGCCCCGUGUCCGCGUCUCUGGAUGUUCCCAAGCACAGGAUAGGAGUGAGCGCCAAAGAAAUGAUCUUGUUCUUCGGUCUUCCCAACGACAACAUCAUGUGCUGCGACCCGUACUCAGAGGACCUCUACUUUGUGACGCCGCCUCUCGAGGAUCUCAGCAGCCAGGAUUAUAAACGCUCCACUAUGGAGUCGCUCAUCGCUUGUUCCAGCCCAGAAAACAACCUAUACCUAGCGUCCCACCUCUCCAAACACUUCUGGCAGUACAAUCCUGUCCUCAACAGCUGGCAGGAACUGGCGGAGAGGCCGCUCGGAAGGAUUCACUCGGGGAUGGGCUACCUCAAUGGUCACGUCUACCUCCUGGGAGGAAGGAACCCAGUGACGGACGCCCGGCUGAAAGAGGUGGAGUGCUACAGCGUCCAGAGGAACCAGUGGACCUUCGUGGCUCCCUUGCCGCACUCUUUCGGUAAGAUGCAGGUGGUGGCGUUGAACGACCACCUGUAUGUGGUGAACAAGCGGCGCAUGCUGUGCUACGACCCGCGCCGAAACCGCUGGCGCCACUGCGGCUCGCUGCGGCGCGACAAGCUGCACAAGGCCUGCGUGUAUCAGGACCAGAUCGUCUGCGUGUGCGACAUCCCCGUGGUGAAGGCCUACAGCCCGGCACGGGGCGAGUGGCGGCGGUUGGCCGACGUCCCCAUCGAUAGCCGCGCCCUCAACUACCAGGUGAUCCAGCACGGCGGCAAGCUGCUGCUCCUCACGCAGACGUUGCUGCAGCACAACAAGAACCGCGUCCUCGUGCACGAGUACGAGCCGGUGCGAGAGAGUUGGAAGAGCGUCAUGGCGGUCUACGUGUCCACGCUGGGACCUGUGUGCGUUUCCACACGCGUCUACCCGGCGUGCCUGGGCUCGGCGCACAGCUUCUCCACCGAAGAGGACGACGACAGCGGAUCCAGCGCUGACUGGGAUCUGGACGGCUUGACGGACGCCGAUUCCGACUCCGCCAGUUCCAGCUCGUUCUCGGACGAGAACUGGUAGUCGGACUUGUACAGGGUUGACCUCCCGAUCGCGGGGAAGUUUCAGUGUAUUCAUUAGAAACUUUGGGUUCCUUCUCAGGAUCGCCACUUACCAAAAUCAGAUAUCCAUUGCCAUAAAACGUCGACUGUACAUAAACUAAUCAUUAAGAACACGGCAUGUGAAUUUACGACAAAACUGUGAAUGACUGCAAAUUUGGAUCAGAACAACCCUAACAGUUUUUUUUCCUCCACACGGGUGAGGAAGACCCUAUCCCGGCUGACUUUGGGCGAGAGGUGCUGUAUGCCCGGGAUUGGUUGUCUGUCAAAAAGUCAUUUGCCAAGAAAUUCUCUGCUUCUGUCAUGAUCAAUAAAAUAGCUUUGGUCACUCAAUGAAAAUUGACUCAUGGACCCGUUUUAGGUCCCAAAAUUAAAACCCAUCUUUUCGGGGGGGGGGGGGGGCCCCCCCCUCCUGUUGUGUACCAGUACUUUGUUCAUGAAGUGAUUCCGUACUGGCGUUUUGUUUCUCACGCGCAAGACUUGCUCUCUGUCUCACUUGAAAACACCCUCGUCCGUGGGUCAGUACCGUGUCGUGGGGCUUUCUUCUUUUUGGAAAAUGUUCUUCUGAUGUUUUCGUCGUCGUUACAAUUAAACCUGUGGCCUGCAUACCGCAAAUUUCCCAUCCGUGCUUUAUAUAGACGUGUUUAUCUUUACUAAAGCUAGAUGGUCGUGGCCUGUCUACCUGCUCCAUUUCCAGUGUGGCGCGUUGCAAAAAAGAGAAAGGCGCGCUCAAGUAAGGACAACUUUCCAAAGUUUAUUCUGGGAGCGAAGCCGGUGGAGUUCAAGAAUAGGCCAGCGAGGCAGCUGACGCCAACCGCGCAGAAUUUUGCUCUCGCGCUUCAGUUUUGUUGAAAGAGGCCAUUUUGUUUGUGGGUUUUGUGGAAGACGUACGCAAAUUGCGACGCAAAUAAAGAUUGCACAUUGUGUGUCCGUUCUCUGUUGAAUUGUAGCGCUGCACCGACAGGACCAAAAUAUCACCGAGAGGUAUUAAAUGAUUAUGUUUACUAUUGUGUUUAUUAGUUUGUCUGUUUCUACUACAUUGUUUACUAACCAAUUGACAAACCCGUCAUGAUUUGCAGUUUUGCUCAGACGUUUACAUACACGGGCAGGAUUACUGAUUUCGCAGCCAUUUUUUUUUUCGGGGAGAACGUGAAUGACAACAGAAAAUGUUUUCUUUCACCCACGGUUUGUGCUCGGCCGAAAUUAUUCAUGAUCAAAUAACCGCGUUGACUGUUUUUAACUCUGAAUGACAAGAGAAACUCUACAACUGACCCUGACCCAAAGUUGACCCCCAGGGUGUCUUGCCCCCUUCAACACGGAUGACAACUUUGUGUGUUUUGUUGUGCAUGAAGCGCUGUCUUGGCAAAAGGCCUCCAGUUCCUGUCAGUUCUUGGCCUGUCUCGGAUCACCUGCAGACUUGAGAUCCUGAGAUCAGAGAGACUCGAUGAUUUCUAAGCUCAGGAGACUGAGAUGGCCACACCACAAUCUUCUCGUGAUUGGGUUUUCCGUUUCGGGUCAUUAUCAUCAUCCGUCUAUUAUCCAAGCCGCUUAUCCUCACAACGGUCACGGGAGAGCCGGAGCCUACCCCAGCUAGCUUCGGGCGAAAGGCAGACUACACCCUCUUGAACAAUUUUCCUGGCCGUUGUGAGAGAAAUGUUUGUUGGCGGACUCGAUGGUGCUUUGGUUUCAACAGAAUCCCUCAUCCGAAUACCGUUGACUGGCAUUCUCAGUUCCUCGCCUUUCCAGUUGGACACAGUUCAAAGAGUUUUUUUCUGGCAGAUCUUUCGCUUUCCCCAGGACUCCGAAUCCAGAGAUGUCACUGCGAGGCUCUGUAGCGGGAGAUGGUAGGUUUCCUUUAGUCGUCAUUCAAACCCGUUCGUGUCAACUUGUGUGCGCGUUAUCGGGCCAAGAAUCUCAAGGCUAUGUUGACUUUGGAUCUGGGUCAUUUGUGUAAUUUCUCCGGUCGUUAUGAUUUUGAAAAAGAAAACGCAAUUGGUUGAUUUCUAAAUGGCUUCACCCGAGCACUAAGCACAAGUUGUUGUGAUGUCAUCCGUAGCCUCUGAAAAAUGGAUCAGGGAUCAUAAAUUGUGCCGGGGUACCUAAAGUCCUGAGCGCAACCUGGUUUCGGUCUUGACUGAGUGCGCACAUCAUUGUACGCAAAAGAAUUUGAGAAUAAUUUUUGUGCAUCUGAAGCACCUGUUUUCUGUUUUGUACCUUUAAACAAAAUAGAAACCCAUUCAUCGACGUCGUCAUAUUUUCUUGUUAUUUCAUUUUUUAUGAGCGUAUCAACAUAUUUUACCCCAACCACAUUUUCCAAAGUAAACCCAAUCAAUAUUAUUGAUCCUGUCUAAUAGUAGCCACAAGCUACAUCCCACCUCAGCAGUAACUGUUCAGUUCCGAG